Triticum dicoccoides is the source of this 1109-nucleotide messenger RNA. RefSeq names its product auxin-responsive protein SAUR36-like. Lineage: Eukaryota; Viridiplantae; Streptophyta; Magnoliopsida; Poales; Poaceae. The coding region runs from base 167 to 724 and encodes 185 amino acids. The transcript has a single exon. Gene Ontology annotation, biological process: response to auxin. The record is from RefSeq and is a predicted model, not a curated record.
CCCGGAGUCUUCCCUCCCCGUCCUGUCGUAUAUAAAACAAGCCAUUGUCAAGCUCGCUUCUCCUGCCAUUAGACCGCCCAGCUUCAACUCCUUCCUUCUUCCACACACGCAGAGCAGAACACAGCUAGCACAGGAAAGCGGAGACCUUCGACCUGCCAGCUGUUGCAUGAUGGCAAGGCGGCAGAGAGGAUUCCGGCUCGGCCGGAAGCUGCUCGGGCUCUGGCGCCGGGCGCUCUGCAACCGCCGGCGACGCGGCUACGCCCGCCUGCAGCGGUGCCAGCUGGGAGCUGGCGCAAAGCCGUCCCACGCGGCCGUCGGGAGCGCCAAGCAGCAGCAGCAGCAGCUGGUGGUGCUGCCGCGGGAGCGGGAGCGGGACGAGCCCCGGCGGAUGCUGGGGUGGGGGCGGUCGCUGGCGCGGCGGAUGCGGCUCCUGCCGCGGCGCGGCGAGCGGCUGCUGGAGGAGGCCGGCGAGGCGACGACGCCCAAGGGGCAGGUGGCGGUGUACGUGGGCGGCGACGAGCCCGGCGGGGAGUCGAUGAGGUACGUGGUGCCGGUGGUGUACUUCAACCACCCGCUCUUCGGGGAGCUGCUGCGCGAGGCCGAGGAGGAGUUCGGCUUCGAGCACCCCGGCGGGAUCACCAUCCCCUGCGCGGCCACGCGGUUCGAGCGCGCCGCCGCCAUGGCCGCCGCCGGCGGCGGCCGGAAGGCGCCCGGCUGGUGGUAGCACGGCGCCUGCCCUGCCUCCUGUACAGCAGUUACUACAUGCAUACACAUGCGUGCUCGAUUGAAUAGAUAGUUGGAUGGAUGUGUGUAUUUUUUUUCUCUUUACCAGUUUGACUUUUUUUUUCUGGGUGUUUGUGGGUGCUCAUGCGAUGCGAUCAUGCGAGUUUUUUUAGUUUUAGCGAAGAUGGAGGAGCGGCCCAGGAGGCCAGAUUUGCUUGCCUCCGGCCUCAAGCUCUAGCUCAUGUUCCUCCCCCAACUUGCAUGGCGAUCGUGUGCGUCCUGUACACUAUGAUCUGGUGGCCGAUCAAUGGAUCAUGGUUGUCAAUUAACCUCCCCGAUUGAAAUGUGAUCUGCCUAGCGUAAACGGGUGAAAUAUUCGUGGUCAA